Frankliniella occidentalis (western flower thrips) is the source of this 1031-nucleotide messenger RNA. Its product is annotated as farnesyl pyrophosphate synthase-like. Gene Ontology annotation, biological process: trans, trans-farnesyl diphosphate biosynthetic process. Gene Ontology annotation, molecular function: (2E,6E)-farnesyl diphosphate synthase activity; dimethylallyltranstransferase activity. The annotation marks the transcript as partial. Lineage: Eukaryota; Metazoa; Arthropoda; Insecta; Thysanoptera; Thripidae. Gene Ontology annotation, cellular component: cytoplasm. The record is from RefSeq and is a predicted model, not a curated record. The transcript is spliced from 5 exons.
GUGCUGCACUACGUGGUGCCGCGGGGCCGCCUGUUCCGCGGCUGCAGCGCGCUCAACGCCUGCCGCGAGCUGCUCCCGCCGGACCGCGCCGGGCUGGGCAAGCCGCUGGGCCUCGCCUUCGAGAUGCUGCAGGGCUACGUCGUCAUCAUCGACGACCUGGUCGACGUCGCCGAGCUGAGGAGGGGGCUGCCCGCCUGGCACACGCUGCCCGGCGUCGGCCUGCACGCCGUCAACGACGCUUUCCUAGUUCACACGGCGAUGAACAAGGUUCUGCACCGCUACUUCCGCACAGAGCCGAGCUACGUCCGCCUGUUCGAACUCUUCAACGAGGCGAUCUUCUAUGGUAUCAUAGCCCAGAACUACGAGUGCCACAACGGCUGCACCGGCGAGGGGAGGUUCGACGCCUUCGACCACGCGAUGCACGCGGCGCAGGCUCGCUUCAAGAUCUCGCACUACAGCUUCUACAGCCCGCUGGCCGCGGCCAUGCACCUGGCCGGCCUCUCGGACAGCGGGCGCCAGGGGGUGCUCUGGGGGGUGGCCCAGGACAUCGGGAUGCUCUUCACCGUGCAGGACGACUACAGCGACUGCUACGAGCCCGAGUCGCUGUCGGGGAAGACCCGGUGCGACAUCCGCAACGGCAAAUGCACCUGGCUGGUGGUGGAGGCCAAACGGCGUGCCAACGACAAGCAGCGUGCCCUGCUUAAGGAGAACUACGGUGUCGACGACGCCGAGAAGGUGGCGGCCGUGAUGGAGCUGUACGCGGAGCUGGGCAUGGAGGAGGCCAUCCAGGACUGGAUGCGCAGUGAGUACUCCAGGAUCAGCGAGGUCAUCCGGAGGCAGCGCGACCUGCCGCCCGAGGCGCUGCUCUACAUCCUGGACGCCAUCCGGCAGCCGCUGCUGCGGGUGGAGGAACCGUUACCGUAACGCAACAGGAAAUACACUGUCCGACUGUGGUAGCAUUAUUAUUGCAUUAUUUCUUUUAAAUGUUUUGCAACCUUGAAUAAAGUUUUUGUCAGAUUUUGUUCCACGAA